Miscanthus lutarioriparius is the source of this 2880-nucleotide messenger RNA. The record is from the annotation of a GenBank genome assembly. Lineage: Eukaryota; Viridiplantae; Streptophyta; Magnoliopsida; Poales; Poaceae.
AUGACUGGUGUCGAAGCUGCUGCCAUAUCUGCUGUAGCAUCUGGAAUAUUAAAGAUUGUGGGAAACAAGUUAGCACCACUGGUGAUAAGAAAGUAUACCUCUACAGUGGGUGUGCAAAAAGAUCUCCAGGAGCUUCAGGUCCUAGUUGAGGAUAUAAACUCUUGGCUGGAAAGCGCAGGAUAUCAAGCUUUGGGGGAUGAUGCAUCAUUUAGUUGGUUUAAACAGUUGAAAGAUGUUGCUUACGCUGUUGAUGAUGUUGUCGAUGAGUACCAGCUGAAGGCUGAGAGAAAUGAUGCUUCUGGUGAUGGUGGUAUUGUGUCCAGAUAUAUGCGUAGAAAACCAGAAUCGUUCAUAUUUCAUUGUAAGGCAGCUAAGAAGAUCAAGGCAAUCAAGAAGAGAUUUGCUACAAUUGUGAAGCAAAGAGCCAACAUCAAUAUAAUAGCUACUAGUUUACCUGGUGGUCGUCAUUCUGUUUUCCAUAUAAACAAGACAGCUGUGGGGCUGUCGUCAGUGCCUGCCAUGGAUGCGGCAUUAAUACUCGGAAGAGAAAUGGAGAAGCACCAGCUAAUAUCUAAAUUAAUUGAAACCAGUGACCAACAAAAAACCAUGAUAGUCUCCAUUGUUGGACUUGGUGGAUCUGGCAAAACUACCUUGGCUAAACUUGUUUUCAAUGAUGGUAACACUAUAGCAAAGCAUUUUAAAGUUAGACUAUGGGUUCAUGUGUCACAAGAAUUUGAUUUUGAAAGUAUUGUUGGGAAGCUGUUUGAAGCUAUUGUCCAUGGCAAGUCUGAAUGCCAUAACUUGCAGCAUAUGGUCAAAAGAAUAUCAGACGAGUUGACUGAAAAGAUGUUCUUGCUUGUACUGGAUGAUGUUUGGACUAAGGACCGAAUUGAGUUGGAACAAUUUAUGGUACUUAUGAGGAGCGGUGGAUCUGGAAGCAGGAUUUUACUAACUACUCGCAAUAGCGAUGUUGCUGAAGCAGUGGAAUCUGCAUAUCUAUUUAACCUGCCACUCUUGUCUUUGGCUGACAGCUGGCAACUAUUUCUUCAAAGCUUUGGUAUGACGGUGGAAGGUUUGGACAGAGAAUUCCUAGAUGUUGGAAAUGAGAUUGUAAACAAAUGUGGUGGGGUGCCGCUAGCAAUUAAAGAUGUGGAAGAAAAUUAUUAUGGGAGAGUGACAUGCAAGAUGCAUGAUUUGAUUCAUGAUCUUGCACACUCCAUACUAAAAGAUGAAAUUUCACUUGAUGUGCCAAAGGAGGGAACCAGCUUGACAAAGAGCUACCGAUACUUUUCAUUAACUAAACAUACAAGAAUUCUUCCAUCCAAAUGUCCUUUCGGAAAGGCACGUGCUAUUUAUGUUAACAAUGGUGAUGAUACUAUAUUUGGAAGCACAUUGCAGAAUGCGAAGCAUUUACGUAGUAUCACUAUGGAAUCUAUGUUUGUGGCAGCAAUUCCUAGUGCCAUAUUCAAGGUGAAAAUUUUGAAAUAUCUUGAGAUUUCAAGGCUGAAAUGUGAAGCACUCCUGGAAGCCAUUUCAAAUUUCUGGACCCUGCAAGCUCUUCACAUGGCAUCCAGUGAUCUCCUCGAUUUGCCUAAAACCAUUGCACAUGAGGCAGGUGAGGUGGACUUGGACCUGGAAUGGAUGGCACAUGAGGCAGGUGAGGUGGACAUGGACCUGGAAUGGAUGGCACAUGAGGCAGGUGAGGUGGACAUGGACCUGGAAUGGAUGGCACAUGAGGCAAGUGAGGUGGACAUGGACCUGGAAUGGAUGGCACAUGAGGCAGGUGAGGUGGACACUGAGUUGGAGCAGGCUGUACUUGAUGGUCUAGAACCACCACCACAGAUUAAAGAGUUGAAAAUUAAUGGGUAUUCUGGUAGCCAAUACGCAGAGUGGAUGCAGAAUAAAGUGAGUGGCAGAGUACAGGGGCUUGUUCACUUCCCAUUUUUUAGGGUGGUGAAGUUAUAUGAUUUUCCUAACUUGAAGCAUCUACAUGGGCUUGUGGAGCUGCCUUGUUUGGAUGACCUUGAGCUGCGAGCAAUGCCUUCUCUUGAGAGCAUAAGCGGAGGCCCAUUUCCUUCCCUGUUGAAGUUAGAAAUGGAUAAACUGCCUAGUUUAGGAGAAGUGUGGUUGGUAGCUGAGAGAACCAUACCUGAUGGUGAAGAAGCAGGCCGCAACAAUCGCACACCUGACUUAGGACAAGUCCGUGUUGGUAAUUGCCUGUCAUAUAUGUUUAUACUAGACUGUCCUAAGUUGAAGUUCAAGCCACACAUGCCUUUGUCACUGGAGAACCUGCAGUUGUCCGAGAGCAGCGAGCAACUGCUGCAAUCGCCUGCAGACCAAUGCCUGGGGUCCUCUUGCUACUCUAAUUUCAGCCACCUGAAGAAGCUUGGGCUAUGGGGGGAUGACAGGACUAGGAUUUGGACGUGGGUGGGAGCUGCUGUAACACUUGACGACACUCGAGUCAUUGGAGAUCAACUCCUCUCUUGUGCUAACCGAGCUGCCAGAGAGCUUGCGGAGCCUCACGUCCCUCCGGUCUCUGAGCGUGUUCGCAUGCUCAGCUCUUCUCAUGCUGCCCGAGUGGGCCUCACCUCCCUUCAAGAACUCUGGAUCAGUGAUUGCCCGGGCGUCGCAUCCUUACCGCAAGGGGUGAAAUGCCUCUCCUCCCUUGAAAAGCUAAUCGUCAAUGGCUGCCCGGGAAUCAAAUCAUUGCCCGAGGACAUAAAAAGCCUCACAACUCUGAUGGAGUUGCGGAUCCAUAGGUGCCCUAAUCUGGAGAGGCUCUGCGAGAGAGGAAAGGGGGAGGACUGGCACCUCAUCUCCCACAUCCCUAAUUUGAGGAUUUGGCGAUGCGCGGCUGCCUUCCAUGGCAUCAUCUGGUGA